Molecule: messenger RNA, 2873 nt
Organism: Fundulus heteroclitus (mummichog)
Lineage: Eukaryota; Metazoa; Chordata; Actinopteri; Cyprinodontiformes; Fundulidae
Gene: kcnj6
Product: potassium inwardly rectifying channel subfamily J member 6
Exons: 4
Coding region: 549-1799 (416 amino acids)
Biological process (GO): potassium ion import across plasma membrane; regulation of monoatomic ion transmembrane transport
Cellular component (GO): plasma membrane
Molecular function (GO): G-protein activated inward rectifier potassium channel activity
Source: RefSeq, a predicted model, not a curated record
ACUUUGCCCAGGCCACCAUAGCUCCUUAGAAACUUCACCAGGGGCCGGUGCCCCUUCAGCCCCUCUCUUAGAUCCGCCCCUGUCUCAGGUAACUACAUAUGUGUUUUGCUUGACUUUUUUCAUUGCAUUAUGUUUGAUAGUAUUUUUAAACAACGUAUUAAUUAUAGUUACUCGUUUCAAAGCAGUUUUUCUGUUUCAUCUGACGUCUCCAGCGUGCCGUCUGUGGGGCCGAUUCAGUCUUAUCACAUUUCUCCGCCUCUCUCUCUCUCUUCCUCUCUCUCUCUCCGCCGCUCAUCUAUGCCUCUCUCCCAGCUGAGGGGUGGAGGCAGACGGACGGGCUUUUUUUCCGUGGAUGGAUGAAGAGAACAGAGAGAAAAAGGGAGGAGGAAUUAGUGGCUCUCCUCCUCGGUCACCGAGCGUCGCGAUCACCGGAGACCUCCAGCAUCAUCAGCGGGGACUUCUUGAUGGGGAGCGGAGCGGCUUAGGAUGAGCUGAGGAGGAGAGAUUAUUGAUCUGCUGCAUCAGGCUUGAAUCCACCUAAAAACCCCAUGGAGCAGGAUGUGGAGAGCCCGGCCGCCGUCAGGAAGCCCAAGCUGCCGAAGCAGGCCCGUGAGGACCUGCCCAAGCAGCUGGCAGAGAUCGACAGAGCAAAGAGGAUUCAGCGGUACGUCCAGAAAGACGGGAAGUGCAACGUCCAUCACGGGAACGUCCGAGAGAGAUACCGUUACCUGACGGACAUCUUUACCACUCUGGUGGAUCUCAAAUGGCGGUUUAACCUCUUCAUCUUUGUGCUGGUGUACACGGUGACGUGGCUUUUUUUCGGCCUAAUGUGGUGGCUUAUUGCUUAUAUCCGGGGCGACCUGGACCAUCUAGCUGAUGAUCAGUGGACUCCAUGUGUCAAUAACCUCAAUGGGUUCGUGUCAGCCUUUCUGUUCUCCAUUGAGACGGAGACCACCAUUGGUUAUGGAUACAGGGUCAUCACGGACCAAUGCCCCGAGGGGAUACUUCUGCUUCUAGUCCAGUCAGUGCUGGGAUCUAUCGUCAACGCCUUCAUGGUGGGCUGCAUGUUUGUUAAGAUCUCGCAGCCCAAGAAGCGAGCAGAGACACUAGUGUUUUCCACCAACGCUGUCAUCUCGAUGAGAGACGGACGGCUGUGCCUGAUGUUCAGAGUCGGAGACCUCCGAAACUCGCACAUCGUCGAGGCUUCGAUCCGAGCCAAGCUUAUCAAGUCUAAGCAGACCAAGGAGGGGGAGUUCAUUCCUCUCAACCAGACGGACAUAAACGUGGGUUACAACACAGGAGACGACAGGCUGUUCCUGGUGUCGCCGCUCAUCAUCUGCCACGAGAUAAACCAGCACAGCCCCUUCUGGGAGAUCUCCCAGGCUCAUCUGGCCAAGGAAGACCUGGAAAUUGUUGUGAUCCUGGAGGGAAUGGUGGAGGCCACAGGGAUGACCUGCCAAGCUAGGAGCUCCUACGUCAGCAGCGAGAUCAAAUGGGGGUACCGCUUCAUGCCCGUCCUGACGCUGGAGGACGGCUUCUAUGAGGUGGACUACAACAGCUUCCAUGAGAUCUACGAAACCAACACGCCCGCCUGCAGUGCCAAAGAGCUCGCCGACAUGGCCAACCGUGCCCGACUGCCUCUCACCUGGUCGCUAGCCAGCAAGCUGAGCCAGCAGGGGCUGCCUGAGUCCGAGCACGAGGUCCAGGGGACCAAGACCACCCCGGAGAACGAGGAGAAGAGCCAGACGGCCGAGAGAAACGGGGACAUUGCCAAUCUGGAGAGCGAGUCCAAAGUGUAGCGAGAACUGUACAAUAAACAGUGAGCUCACUGGUUUUCGAUGAGAUUCCUGGACUGUAGUGUGGACCAUCUGCAGGAGAUGGACCCAUCAUGAGGACCAAGGAGCACAGUAGACCAAGUAAUCCUUCACGUAGACCCACGACUUUUCAGUGAUUCUCACAUAGCCUGGAAAGCCAGAACCGAACAUGUAGACACGAGGCCCACAGCUGGACUGAGAAUCCUCUGCAACAAGUGCAUGUUGUAACUAUAACGUGAUGUCCUCCUGACGAGAUUCCCGUUAUUUUUUCUAAUACGACAUUCCUAGGGGCAUUUCCAUAAGUAUUUUUGUACAUAUUAUAAGCAGUUUUGGAUUCUUUGUUUUGUUGAUGUGUGAAUAUUUAAAUGAUGUUUGAUACUACGACCUUUAGGUUAGUUCUGUAUAUAUUCUAUGCCUUACUGUAUGUAUGAAGCUUUCAAUAAUCUUUUUUGUUUUUUUUCCAGAAAUAUAUCUAAGCAUGUAUAAACAGUUCAUUUAUCUCGUAUUCUGCACAUACUGUAUGACGUUAAUGUUGUAAGAAAAAUGUACAUUUCAAAUGGAUGCAAGCUCUAGUUGAAACCAAUGAGUAAUCUUUCCCCGAAUGAUAAGUGUGUGUUUACGAUCGAACUACACGAAGCCAUGACUUGCUGUUUACAGCUGACCGACUUCAGACAACGGCCCUUUAAAACUGCAUUUUGUCACUUUUUUUGCACACAGGAGACUUCUUGUUAGGUGAAGGAUGUUAGCUGAUUUUCUCCAGAAAUCCUUCACACGUCACCUAAAAUCAUAGUCAAUAAAAAACAGUAAAUUGCUUAUUAUGCACCUGAUGAAGUAUUCUCUUUAUUUUUGUUUUCUGAAAGUAAUUUUGUAAUUAGACUGUAUAUGAUGGCUCUAGUCUUUGCAUUUAGAAACUUAAGCUGAUAGACCUUAAACCUGUUUCCUUUUUUAUCGUCCACCUGGACACAACCUGAUUGAGUUUCACUUCAACUACUAGUUUAAAAUAAUUUUGGAAAGUCUAAUAUUAUAGCUUGUGUGGUUUCUCAGCUAUUCCUUCAGUCA